AUGCCCAAAGAAAAAAACUACAAUCCCGUGCAGGCGCAACGCAAAGCCGACAAGGCGAGGGAGAUAAAAAAAGGCAAGCGCUUAGGCCCCAGAAACCGCAAGGCCGAGGUGCAAGCCCGGCGCAACGAGCGCCUCGCUAAGCGAAACCCAGAAGGGAUCAAGCGGCAGAUCGACGACCUCAAGGCGGUGGCCGAGGGCGGCGGCAAGCUCUCUUCGCACGAGGAGUCGGUCCUCGAGGGGCUGGAGAAGGAGCUCAAGGCGGUCCUCAAGGCGCGCGAGCUGCUCGGGGACAAGGCGCCGCAGUUUGGGAGCGGUCGGCCGCACCGUGACGGUGGCAGGGACGGCGACAGGGGCUCGCUGGGCAAGAGGAGGAGGGGCGAGGACGGCCCGCUGCGAAGGGACAGCGACAGCGACAGCGAUGAGGUGCCAGAGGACGUGGCAAGGAUUCCGAUGCCGCGCGACACGCCGCCGCCCAUCCCCAAGGAGGUUCUGGAUCGGUGGUGGGCAAAGAGGAGGGCGAAGCGUGCUGGCGGCGGCAACAACAACAACAAAAACAACAACAAUGAUCCGGCAAAUGCGGAUGCUGGUGCGGGCGCUGGAAGCAGUGCGAAUGCGGUACCGCUUACAAAGGAUAGGGGGCUGGGCCGGGGUUUCAACAGCGACACGGGUCUGCCGCCAAAGCCUGCACCGGUGGCCACGUCAGAGCCCAAGGUGGUUUACGAAUCCAAGCCGGUCGUCAGGGACUUGAGGAAGGAGGCAGUCAGCGCCUUUGUGCCCUCGGUCGUGCAGGCGAAGCUGUCUAAGGGUAAAGGCGAAGGCGGCACGCUGCUGGAACCGGAGGAGGCCGACCGGCUCGAGCAGGAGGGCUAUCUAAAGGCUACGGGUACAGGACCUUCCCAGACGGGAGGCGCGUCCACAGAGACGGAGAAUGCGGCACCAGAACAGACGAAUAGGCCACCGCACCAAGUCAUGAUGGAGGAAGUCCAAGACGAGGAGGGUUGA
This is a messenger RNA of Pyricularia pennisetigena, 1002 nucleotides long. RefSeq lists its product as uncharacterized. Bases 1 to 1002 code for a protein of 333 amino acids. NCBI's taxonomy places the organism in Eukaryota, Fungi, Ascomycota, Sordariomycetes, Magnaporthales, Pyriculariaceae. The record is from RefSeq and is a predicted model, not a curated record. The transcript is spliced from 2 exons. Gene Ontology annotation, biological process: RNA processing.